CGAGUUACUUGUAUAUGGAGAGAGAGGUAGUUUGUUUAAGUGAAGAUAGGAGAGGGGGUAUGGUGAGUAAACGCGUGGGGAAUGAAGCGGGGGAAACAGCCAGCGGCCGCCCCAAGAGUGAGCUACCAAGCAGUGGAAUAGAUGCUGAGGGUAGUGAACCCCUCUGUAAUGGAAAAGACUCAGAGAUGACUCUGCCAGUGAAUAAUCUCGUCACCAAUGGUGCUGCUGAUGUGCUUACAAAUGGUGUGAUGGAGAUCACUCCUAUUCCAAACACGCUUGAAAUUAAGAUUCAAGUGCCUGGAAAUGACAUCAUUAGUUUACAAGUAUCUUCUGAGGAGAUGGUCCAGGAGAUCAUCCAGAUUCUGAUGGAACGUGAGGACACAUGUCAUCGGACCUGCUUCUCACUUCAGCAUGAUGGCAACAUUCUGGAUAACUUUGCGGGGUUGGCAAGUAUAGAAGGACUGAAGGAUGGAUCAGUUCUCCGAGUGGUAGAAGAACCAUAUACAGUCCGAGAGGUUAAGUUUCACAUCCGCCACGUCCGGGAUCUGUUGAAGUGUCUGGACCCUGUUGACGCCUAUAAUGGCAUUGAGCUUAACUCCUCUUCUUUUUUAACCACCAUCUCUGAGGGAGAUAUUGCAGAUAUAUCUACAACUGGAAAACGGAAAAGACGUUCUGGUUCAGAUCAAUCACUUGAGACUAUCGACUGCUCUCCUCCGGAAUAUAUCUUGCCAGGAUCCAAAGAUCGGCCCCUCUCAUUCCUACAGCCACUAACUGCGGAUAGCAAGUCCCUGCAGUGUUUGAAGUGUCUGAUGGUGAGUGGGUGGAAUCCACCUCCAGGUAACCGUAAGCUGCGGGGGGAUCUGAUGUAUUUUAAUGUUAUCACCAUGGAGGAUCGUCACGUCAGCAUCACUGCAUCCACACGUGGAUUCUACAUCAACCAGUCAACUGCAGAUAUGUUUAAUCCAAAACCAGGCAGUCCCAGCCUGCUAUGUCAUUCACUGUUGGACCUACUGAAUCAAAUUAGCCCGAUAUUCAAGAAGAAUUUUGCAGUAUUGCAGAAGAAAAGGGUGAGUUGCCAUCCAUUGGAGAGGGUUGCCACACCAUUCCUAAGUUACAGUUGGACCAUCCCACACAAACAGCACACCAUUGAUUGUGUGAGGGCUGAGGAUGCAUAUACCUCCCGACUAGGGUUUGAGGAACAUAUUACUGGGCAGCCCCGGGACUGGAAUGAGGAGCUGCAGACGGCAUGGGAGAUGCCCUGUCAAGAUAUGAUGCAGCGGAUAUUGAGGAAGCAGACCAUCUUUAAGGUGAACAGUGAUUUUGUUGCAGCCGCCACCCGUGGUGCAAUGGCAGUUGUCGAUGGGAAUAUCGUGGCCAUCAACCCAGGUGAUGAUACCAAAAUGCAGAUGUUCAUCUGGAACAACAUUUUCUUCAGCUUUGGAUUCGACAUCCGGGACAACUACAAAGAAUCUGGGGGGGAUCAUGCUGCUUAUGUUGCAUCCAGCAAUGACUUGAAAGGGAUCCAAGCUUAUAGUAACUUGGAUGUGGCAGGUCUGCAUGUAUUGGGGACUGUAAUAGUGGAUUACCGGGGCUAUCGGAUAAUUGCACAAUCCAUUAUCCCUGGAAUCCUGGAACAGGAGCAAGAUCAGAAUGUGGUUUAUGGAUUGAUAGAUUUUGGGAAGACUGUUAUUUCUAAUCAUGAGUACAUCAACUUAUUGCUUCAAACCUCCAGACCCCUUCGGAUUCAGAAGCACCUGGUCCUGAAUGAUUUAGAACAUCCCAUCCUCUUGUGCUCUUCAGUGGAUUGCAAAGGGAUUGUUGGCAAUGAUGGGAGACGUUACAUUCUGGAUCUUUUCCGCACAUUCCCCUCAGAUCUAAACUUCCUGCCAAUGAUUGGUGAAGAGUUGCAUGAGGAAUGUCAAAGAUUAGGAUACCCAAAGGAAUAUCGGCAUAAGUUGUGCUGUCUACGGCCGGAGCUAGUGGAGAAUUUCAUCCAACAUAAGCACACACAGUUUACAAAACUCUUGAAGGAGAAAAUGCGUAGAAGUGACAGAAGAAAAAGUUUAAUGGAGGAUGGAGAGAGUGCAACAGAAAAUUAUGAUCAUUUCAGAGGUAUUGACGAAAUGAAGGCAGUAUGUCAGGAGGUGGGCUCUGUCAGUGACACCAUCUUUGACAUUCGUUUCAAUCCAAAUGUUUAUUCAUCAGUUGUAAGAUUUCAUGAAUCUGAACAAGAGGCUCUGCAACUUCAGAAGCGAUUGAUGAAGGAAAUUGCAGCUUUCCUUUUGACUGUACAAAUUCCCAGUUUUAUCAAAGACUGUGUAAAUCAUGUCACUGUGCCUGUUGAUGGUAGAACAUUGACAGACGGGCUGCACAAAUGUGGAAUUAAUAUUCGAUACAUUGGUAAAAUAGCACAGCUGAUAAGCCACUCAGAAGACAAACAAUAUCUGGACCAUAUCUCUAGGCUACUAAUCAGUGAAAUCAUCACUCGGGCAGCAAAGCACAUUAUAGUUCUCUACCUGCAGGUUGUGGAGAUAUCAGCAUGCUCAUCUGCCAUCAGUCACUUUCUGAACUGUUUUCUGAGCUCCUACCCCAAUCCUGUUGCACAUCUGCUUCCAGAUGAACUUGUGUCACGCAGGAAAAAGAAUAAGCGAAAGGUGCGGAUUCCUGGAAGUGACACAGCAUGGGCGAACCUGACUCCUGUUGAGCUGUGGAAACAGAUUAACAAUGAAGCUAAUGAAAACUUUGAUUAUGCGUUGGCUUGUGAUGGGAUUGAUCAGGCGGUGGAGCGGUUUGGUCUGCAGAAGAUAUCCUUGCUGCGUGAGUUUUGUAUAAAAGCUGGAAUUCAGAUUCUUCUGCGAGAAUAUAACUUUGACAGUCGUCACAAGCCCACCUUCACAGACGAUGACAUUCUUAACUCCUUCCCUGUGAUCAAGCACAUCGUCGUGAAGGCAACAGAUGCUGAUCAGGUUUAUAAGAAUGCACAAACUUCAAUUCAGAAAGGAAACAUUAAGGAAGGUCUUGAAUUACUCACUGAAUCUUUAAACCUAUUCAACAACGUAUAUGGAGCCUUAAACCCUGACAUUUGUGGUUGUUUAAGCCUUCUGGCACAGGUCAAUUACAUCAUGGAUAACAUCCCUGAGGCUAUAAGCAACCAGCAGAAAGCUGUAAUAGUGAGUGAGCGGAUCCUUGGCUUUGAUCAUUCCAAUACCAUCCAUGAAUAUGCCCGCUUAGGUCUCUACUGCUUUGCAAACAACCAGAUUUCAGUAGCUCUGAGGCUGCUGUAUCGCGCUCUCUACUUGAUGCUCAUAGUCACUGGUGAAGAUCACCCGGAAAUAGCUGUUCUUGACAGCAACAUCGGCCUCAUGCUCCACGCUGCAUUGGAUUGUGAUCUUGCAAUGCGAUUUUUGCAGAAAGCCCUGGAAUUAAAGCUCAAGUAUUACGGGGCCCAGGCUCUGGAGACUGCUCUAAGCUAUCAUCUCGUGGCACAAGUCUAUGCUAGCAAGGCAGAAUUUCGAAAUGCUGUGCAACAUGAGAAGGAGGCCUACAACAUCUACAGGACUCAGCUUGGGGAAACUCAUCAUAAGACAAAAGGAAGCUCUGAGUUCCUGAAACAUGUUACACAGCAGGCAGUGAACCUACAAAGAACCAUGAAUGAGAUCUACAAGAACGGAUCAAAUGCCGGCCUUCCUCCAGUACAGACCACAUCCUUGAGUAACAAGAUGAUACUACAACAGCUCAACAUGAUCAAUGGGAUUGUGCUGACUGACACAAGCAGGAAAUCUGCCCUACAAAGUGCAACAAAUCGAAUGCGCAAACUACUCCAGGCAGAAAUUCAAGCUUCUCAGAGACUGACCAAAGCGCUCACUAACAUAGGGAUAGAGGAUCUGAUACCAGUCAAUGGAACUACAGCCCCAGGUGAAAUCACGAAUGGUGCAGAGAACCUUGCUGAAGGAAGGAUGAUUAAUAGAAAAACAGAGCCUGACUGUAUUCCAUCAGGGAGUUCCGCAUAACUGUGUUUGCCAGCACUUGACAAGGAGAUGAAUUAAAUUCCUUUCUAAUUACAUGAAGCUGACGCUAAUGCCAACUUCUCAACAAACAAAGACUCCUUCAUAUUCCAGACGUGGCUGCAGGGGGUCCCCAAUCUGCAAGUGUGACAUCCAUAUCAGCAUAUGUACUUAGGGUUUAUCAUAAUGCUGGGAUUAGGUUGUGUAAUUGUCGAAUUACAGAUUUUUCCCCAUUACUGG
Chiloscyllium plagiosum (whitespotted bambooshark) is the source of this 4244-nucleotide messenger RNA. Its product is annotated as clustered mitochondria protein homolog. The record is from RefSeq and is a predicted model, not a curated record. Gene Ontology annotation, molecular function: protein binding; mRNA binding. Gene Ontology annotation, cellular component: cytoplasm. Gene Ontology annotation, biological process: intracellular distribution of mitochondria; organelle organization. Lineage: Eukaryota; Metazoa; Chordata; Chondrichthyes; Orectolobiformes; Hemiscylliidae.